This is a messenger RNA of Leptosia nina, 564 nucleotides long. Lineage: Eukaryota; Metazoa; Arthropoda; Insecta; Lepidoptera; Pieridae. The record is from the annotation of a GenBank genome assembly.
AUGUUGGAAGGAAUAAACUUUUGUGCAUUUAAAGCGCGUCGUUUGCUCGAGGAGGCCUACGGCGCACACGCACCAUCAAAAACUACCUAUGAAGAGUUGUUUAAACGCUUCAGGAGUGGUGAUUUCGACAUCGAGGACAAGGAGCGCACCGGUAGACCAAAAACAAUUGAGGAAGUCUAUCUGCAAGCGUUAUUGGAUGAAGAUGACACACAGACACAAGACCAACUUGCGGAGGCAUUAAACGUGACUCGCCAAGAUAUUUCCAAACAUUUACAUGCUAUGAGAAAAAUGUUAAAGGAAGGAAAAUGGGUGCAUGAGUUGACUGAGCGACAGAUGGAAAAUCGAAAAACCACUUCCAAAAUUUUGCUUUUGCGGUAUGAAAGAAAGAGUUUCCUCUAUCGGAUUAUUACUGGCGAUGAGAAGUGGAUAUUUCGAGAAUUCCCAAACGCAGAAAAUCGUGGGUUUCUCCUGGUGAAGCAUCAACAUCGACGGCACGGCCAAACCGCUUUGAAAAGACAAUGCUUUGCAUUUGGUGGGAUCAAAAAGGUAUCCUGUACUACGUAG